UGAUGGUAGAUGUUACUAUAUCUCUAAAAAGUGAUCACAAGAUGAUUAGAUUAUACUUUUGGAUUACUUUAUUUAUCUUUGGUAUUUUCGCACAAGAUACCUAUCGAAAUGUUGCACCGACGCUUCGAGAAUGUUAUGAAAAUAGAUAUCUUUUAGAGAAAGAUAAUAGAUUACCCCAUACGUUAAAUACAUUAAUUGCAAUUCUUGAAAAAAUCGAAAAAUCAAAAAACUUGAAUAUAGACUUACGCAACCUGGCCGUUGGAAUUAUGCAUAGAUUCCGCCAAGAUGGAAUAGAAAAGAAUCCAACCGUCCUAGAGCAAUCUGGUGUAUUACCAUAUAGAACAGCUGGACAAGCUCAAAAAUAUGCGCAAAUACUUAACUUUAUACCGCAAAAAUCGAUCGCAUUUCCUUACGAUAUAAUCAGUGAUAUUGAAAGAUGUACUCUUCAUUUCAUGCUAUCCAGCAGUAUCGAAAUCUUUGAAAGAGGUGACGAAGGGACAGUAUGUAGGUAUGCUGACAAUGCGUAUAGAUAUGCGAGAAGUGUAGACAAUAAUUAUUCUGUUAAUACAAACUUCAAUAUUCCCGAUGAAGUAGAGACUUUAACACCUGAACAAAUUGAUGUUAUUACAAAUCACAAAAAUGGGAUUACAGAAGAUACAAUUGAUCCAAAUGCGUUUUAUCCGGAAUUACCUCCGAAUCAUCCGAAAAGCGCUCGGAUUCUCGCAUUCCCGCCGAGAAGCAGAUGUCCUGUAGAAAAUGGUGUUAUAAAAACUAACUGGGGUCCAGUUUCUGCUGGGUCAUUAAUCGCUGGCAUAGCUGCUGGAUUACAACCAGAAAUAGUGAAACUAUCAGACGUAUUUCCUAAUGAAUCACCAGAGAGAAGAGAAAAUCUAUCAAGAUUUUCAUUGGAUAAUAAAUGGAUUGCAACUUUGGCUGGUGACUUGGCAGAAGUUAUCUUAAUACAAGGACCUACAAACGAGAAACUUAGUGUGGGUGUAAAUGGAAAUUGGAAUUCAUCAUUUGUGCCUCGUUGGUAUUUUCUCAAUUCUAAUGAAAAAUUGCAAUUUACGACAGCGGAAAUCAGAGGCGAUCUCGAUGGAUUAAUUCUUGCUAACGAAAUUGAAUCUUUAUAUUCGAAAAUACCUACUUUAAAACUGUCGCAGAUUUUACAUAUGUAUUAUAGUCCCCGUGGCUUGCUCAAUCCAUCAAUUAGAGCAUGUAAUCGAAAAAUGUUAUUUAAAACACUUACAGGAAAUUCGACAUUACAGGCAUACAGUGCUUCGUUAGUUUUAGAGGAAUAUUUACAUAAAGCUACGAUAGACGAUAAUGUAAUCGAAAGAUUUGCAAUGCAAGCGGUAAAUGAAUUAUCUCAAUAUAUUGAUUCUUCAAUGAAUAAAGAUCUAUCCUGCGAAGAUACAGAAAAAGAAAAGUUCAAUAAUGUUCAAGUCGCUAUUGAUCUAACAAUUAUUCUUGAUACAACGUGGCCUUUUGAUUUGAUACAACCAACCAUCGCAAAUAUAUUGGAUAAAAUAGAAAUAAAUCAAUACAAUAGUCAAUUUACAAUUAUUAAUGGUUAUGACAGUAAUAUCAUAAUCAAUACUACCAAUAAUAUUUUAGAUUUUGGCUAUUAUAAUAUAACAAAUUAUAGGAAUGUUAGUAGUGGUUUCGAUUUCGCUAAAUUACUUGAGAAAUUAAUUUCUUUUGAAAAAAAGAAAUUAGACGAUGAACGUCACGGUCUUGGAAAUGCAAAAUCUAGUGUAGUUUUGAUUAUUCCAUAUACAUCAUCUGUUUCUAAUACCGACAAGGAUUAUUGUAUAGAACAGAUAAGGCAGAUGCAGGAACAAAUACCAGAUACUAUGUUACUUAUAUUGACGCAUGGAUCAAUAGAUAGAUGGUCAGAUUUUGUAAGCAAUCCAACAACCGAUUUAUUUUCUACCACAUUUAUAGAUAAUAUGCAAGGAACUUCAACAAUUGUUGACUUAAUUUCGAGAAUAAAACAAGUUCCGCAGCGCUUAAUUAAUACGCAAUGUGGAGCCGAUUAUUCUGUUGUUGGAGCUUCCAAUUCAUUUAUCGAUUAUAUUGAACCAGAUACGAUGAUUAUUUAUAGAUUGCACCCGAAUUAUUUCUUCUCUAGCGAUAGUGAUCAUAUUUCUACGAUAAAAAUUGAAGGCUCUGGCUGGGGUGAUCUUAAAAUAUGUUCAUCGCGAUAUUUUAUUUCAAAUUUUAAUUCCACAGAAGAUACAAGUGUAUCAUGUACAUCAAUAAAUAGUAACAGUCAUACUGUCACAUUUUCUUGCAAUGAAGCUGGUUUGAUCCAUCUUUGCAGUUCAUUAUAUUUGUCGAUAAUUGCCAAUUCUUCAGUAACAAAUUACCAAUGUACAGAUACAGAGGUAUGUAGAUUCCCCAACAUGAUAAAAUAUACCAUUUCUUAUGAGAAUUUGGUAUGUGUAAGUAGUGCACAUAUAAAUAUGCUGAGCAUAACUGUCCUACUCAUAAGCAUGAUUUAUAUCUUUUUAUAACAUACAAUACGAAAAUAUUAUAUAAAUUAACUUAUAAG
Camponotus floridanus (Florida carpenter ant) is the source of this 2557-nucleotide messenger RNA. RefSeq lists its product as uncharacterized. The coding region runs from base 3 to 2519 and encodes 838 amino acids. The transcript has 16 exons. Lineage: Eukaryota; Metazoa; Arthropoda; Insecta; Hymenoptera; Formicidae. The record is from RefSeq and is a predicted model, not a curated record.